UAAGUUUCGGUUCCACUUUCUGUUCUGGAUAAGUGAAAUUAUCAACCCCAACACAGUAGUGUUAGUAACCCACUCAUCUCACUCUAACUAUGGACGAAGAAGAGCUGAUUUUAUGUACUCACUGCAAUAAAGAGGUGGCGAAGGCAAACUACGACCUGCAUGAACCACACUGUAAGAGGUUUCUGUGUAUAUGCCCUGACUGCGAUGAAACCGUGCCUCGAGAUCAACUGGAGGAGCAUAAAACCGAACAGCACACAGAGGUAAAAUGUAAGAUGUGCAAUAAAAAGAAGGAGCGAAGGCAUCUGUUGGAUCAUGAGAAAGACGAGUGCUCCGAGAGGCCUCAGAUCUGUGAGUUUUGUCAGCUUGAGCUUCCUCUGAGCAGUCUAAAAGUGCACAAAGUGUCCUGUGGGAGUCGCACAGAACGCUGCUCUGACUGUGGCCGGUACGUUAAACUGAUGGACCAGCUUGAUCACGCUCAGAUCUGCUCUACUACUACCACCCCCACAACGUCAAAGGACCUUGUCGCUGAAGAUGAUACUUCUGACACAGAUGAGCUGACCAUGCUGCAAUGUCAGAAUUGUCUGAAAUACAUUCCCUCUGACAUUCUGAAGGAGCACAAGCUGCUUUGCAAACAGUCCUUAAAUUGUGCAGAUGUUGAGGAUGAUGACUCUGAGGAUGAAAACCCCAGUCCUGGAAACGUCAGAGCUGCAGGUUUCUCCUUCUCAUCAUUGCAAAAGAAGAAGAGAGAAACAGAAGACAGAAACAUUGACCUGGAUAAGAUAAGCACCUGUCCGCUCUGUCAUCUGGCUCUUCCUGUAAAGACACUCGAAUGGCAUGAGACAAAAUGUGAAUUAUACAAACAUCUGAGCCUGGCAUGAUGACUGAUGAAAGAAAAGCUAAAUAUGGUUGCUGGAAACUCCAAUCACCAAUCAUCACAAUGCUUCUUAUAAAUCACCAUUGUCUGCUUUUAAUUAGAAAAUAAUGGCUCUUUAAAAUUGACUUAUUAGGCCAAGUGAAGGACAAAUUAUGCAAAAGUUUUAGACAUCCUGCGUGAGAGUACUUUAUGUGCAUACUUUAUUGGUUUUUUUUUUAUGACUAUUAACCCUUUUUAUGAUGCAGUUUUUUGGCUGUUUCAUACAUUUGUUUAAAUGUUACUGCGUGUUAAAUCCGGACAAACCUCAAACCACAGCAAAAAAUAAAGAUAACAAGACAAACUAACUAUUUGUAUGAGGUGCAUGAAAAUAUUUAGUGCAUAAUAUAUUCUAGACUUUAAAUUAUUUCGCUCUCUGCCAACAUCAUAUCUUUGUUUAAAAUACCUGAGGAUCCCGCAGACCAUCUACCAGAGGAAGAGUAUUGUGAAAAUCAUGAGAAAAUAGCCAUUUAUUGAGGGAGACAACAAGCUGGCAGCGUUUCAUUCAGGAUUCUUUCCUUAACAUCUUAAUAUUCCUAUAGUAUCUUUUAAUAAAUAAUACUUAGUUGAUAUGUUUAACUGCAUUUUAAAAUGUUGUUUAUUGCUCUAUUGGUUCAUUUGUAAUUUAGUAGAAUUUUACUAUAAUUUUAUUUUUUAGGAAGUAAACUUAGUCCUCCUAGUUAUGAAUCUAAUCAAAUUAAGUGACUAUGUUUGUAAAAAUGUAGUUUUUUUGAGCAACCUGUUCUGCACGUGGAAACAAAAGUGCAAGAGUGGCAUCUAGUGGAUAUUUUUGUAUUCCUUUUGUGAGAGAUGUGCAAAUUCAGUGUUGAGAGUGCAGAUUCAAGAAUAAACAUUGUCAUAAUC
Sinocyclocheilus anshuiensis is the source of this 1774-nucleotide messenger RNA. RefSeq names its product XIAP-associated factor 1-like. The record is from RefSeq and is a predicted model, not a curated record. Gene Ontology annotation, cellular component: mitochondrion. The coding region runs from base 90 to 878 and encodes 262 amino acids. Gene Ontology annotation, molecular function: zinc ion binding. The transcript has 8 exons. NCBI's taxonomy places the organism in Eukaryota, Metazoa, Chordata, Actinopteri, Cypriniformes, Cyprinidae.